AUGAUCAAUGAAAUCCCUAGCCUUCAGCAACAGAAACUUGACCACACCAUUCAGCGAAGCAUCAGUAUCCAACUUCAACAUGGCAAACAACAAACACAAAGACGACCAAGUCCUAUUGCCUCGGAAGGAGCGCGAAGUACGGCCCUCGCCACAAUAAUCAACCCUUCAAGCCAUUUCUCCCGCCCGUCCUCCCACCAUCAACACUCUCUCCAUCAAGUUCGCAACUUCAUUGCCACCAAACGCCUCGCACCACCUCCUCCCAACAGCCAGUCCAGCCCCCGUCUCCGACGUCCCCUACAAGCUCGAGCUCGACUUCCACAUCCGCUACACCGCCACUCCCCACCCCAUCGACAUCCACCUCGCCAUCCUCCCGCACCGCAUCCCAGCACAGAGCCUCUUCCAUCAGGUCCCCCCCCCAACCAGCCAGAUCUACAGUCCUUCUCUCUCAACCAGCUCGCGCCCCUCUGCUACCGCGACCUCGCCCUCCACCCCUCCAUCCGCGCCCUCGGCCGCCGCACCCUGGAACGCCUAACCCACCACAUCCUCCUCUUCUGCGAGCGCCGCCUCACCCCCGUCCUCGCCGCGCUCGCCGGCGCGGGCCCCGUGAUCUUGCAGCCGAUCCCGCUGGUCACGAACGACGUGGCCGCGGAGGGGGAGGGGCUGGGCCACAGUUUCGUGCCCGGCAGGGGGAUGCCGCGGGAUCGUGUCACGGGGGGAUCUGCAGCCCGUCAUACCCUGUGCAGGGGACGGCUCGCUGGACAUGGAGUUUUUCGAGCGCGUGUUUCGGGGGAUUAG
This is a messenger RNA of Verticillium nonalfalfae, 795 nucleotides long. RefSeq lists its product as uncharacterized. NCBI's taxonomy places the organism in Eukaryota, Fungi, Ascomycota, Sordariomycetes, Glomerellales, Plectosphaerellaceae. The transcript has a single exon. Bases 1 to 795 code for a protein of 264 amino acids. The record is from RefSeq and is a predicted model, not a curated record.